Messenger RNA from Hibiscus syriacus, 3208 nucleotides. RefSeq names its product FT-interacting protein 7-like. The record is from RefSeq and is a predicted model, not a curated record. Bases 22 to 3048 code for a protein of 1008 amino acids. NCBI's taxonomy places the organism in Eukaryota, Viridiplantae, Streptophyta, Magnoliopsida, Malvales, Malvaceae. The transcript has a single exon.
UCCCAUUGUUCUUCAAAUAAAAUGGCUGAUAAUUGCACUAGAAAGCUGAUAGUUGAAAUCUGCAACGCCAAAAACUUGAUGCCCAAAGAUGGGCAAGGAACUGCCAGUGCUUAUGCCAUUGUCGAUUUCGAUGGUCAAAGAAGAAGGACAAAAACAAAGCUCCGGGACCUUAAUCCAGUUUGGGAUGAGAAGCUGGAGUUUCUGGUUCAUGAUAUCGAUUCAAUGCCUGCCGAGAUGUUGGAGAUCAAUUUGUACAAUGAUAAGAAAACCGGGAAAAGAAGCACUUUUCUGGGUAAAGUGAAGUUGGCCGGCAGUGUUUUUGUUAAAGCUGGGGAAGAAACUCUUGUUUAUUACCCCUUGGAGAAACGGAGUGUCUUUUCCCAGAUUAAAGGUGAGAUUGGCGUCAAAGUUUUUUAUGUUGAUGAAGAAGCGCCUCCUGCACCGGAGGAGACCUCGGCUGAGAAGAAGCCUGAGACGGCGGUGGAGAAGCCUCCGGAGAAUCCAAAGACAGAGGAGGAUAAGGAGGAGGAAAAGAAAGCAGAAGAGGAGAAGCCAAAGGAAGAAGCACCCAAAGGAGAAGAGAAACCAAACCCACCCCCGGCGGAGACUAGUAAGUCUGAUGAAACCGCCGCCGCUUCCACUCCAGCGACGCUGACGACCACAACUCCUCCGUCGUCAGAAGUGCAGAACCCUCCAUUAGAACAUAAAGAGGAGCAAAUAUCAACGAAGGUAACAGCAAAAAGGAAAGAUGAAACGGGUAAAAGCACCCAACUUGUCAUCAACGAGUUAGAACUCCGACCAUUCUCUGGUGACCAUAACCGUAUCUCAUUCGAUCUCGUAGACCGUAUGCCAUUUUUGUACGUCCGAGUUGUUAAAGCAAAACGAGCCAACAAAGAACCAGUUUGUCCCCUUCAUGCAAAACUGGUUAUCGGCACUCAUAGUAUCAAAACAAAAAGCCAAAUCGAUAAAGAUUGGGAUCAAGUUUUCGCUUUCGACAAAGAAGGAUUGAAUUCAUGUUCUUUAGAAGUUUCAGUCUGGGCUGAAGAACAGAAAAAGGAAGAGCAGAAGGUAGGAGACGCUGCCGCCGCCGCCGACACUGUCGUGGUGGAGAAUUGUCUUGGAACUGUGUCAUUCGAUCUGCAAGAAGUGCCCAAAAGGGUUCCUCCGGAUAGUCCUUUGGCUCCUCAGUGGUAUAGUCUUGAAUCUGAGAAGUCACCUGGCAAUGACGUGAUGGUUUCCGUCUGGAUCGGAACUCAGGCCGAUGAAGCUUUUCAAGAAGCUUGGCAGUCGGAUUCGGGUGGGUUAAUACCCGAGACCCGAGCAAAAGUUUAUUUGUCUCCAAAGCUUUGGUAUUUGAGACUAACGGUUAUCCAAACCCAAGAUUUGCAGCUUGGUUCGGGGUCUGAAGCUAAGGUUCGGAGCCCUGAGCUUUAUGUUAAGUCUCAGCUCGGGGCUCAAGUUUUUAAAACCAGUAGAGCUCAAUUUGGGACAGCUUGGAAUGAGGAUUUGGUUUUUGUGGCGGCUGAGCCAUUUGAGCCGUUUUUGAUGGUCUCUGUUGAGGAUUGGAGCAAUGGGCAGUCAGUAGGUCAGACUAAAAUCCAUGUGCCGAGCCUUGAGAGGCGGACCUAUGAUAAAACCGAACCGAAAUCAAAAUGGUUUAAUCUGGCUGGUGCUGAAACUAAGCCUUACGCCGGUAGAAUUCACGUCAGAGCAUGUUUAGAAGGCGGGUAUCACGUGCUUGAUGAAGCUGCUAACGUGACCAGUGAUGUUCAAGCCGCGGCUAAGCAGUUAGCUAAACCUCCGAUUGGAAUGCUCGAUGUCGGGAUCCGAGGUGCUAGUAAUUUGUUGCCGGUUAAGACCAAAGACGGUACUCGUGGCACAACUGAUGCUUACGUGGUGGCUAAGUAUGGGCAAAAAUGGAUUCGUACACGUACGAUUCUCGAUCGAUUUAAUCCACGUUGGAAUGAGCAGUAUACUUGGGAUGUGUAUGAUCCAUGCACGGUGCUUACCAUCGGCGUAUUCGACAACGGACGGUACAAGCAAGAUGAAUCAGGGAAGCCUAGUAGAGAUCUACGUAUCGGUAAAAUACGUGUCCGAUUAUCGACUCUCGAUACAAAUAGGGCGUAUCUGAAUUCCUAUACUCUCACCGUAUUGUUACCUAAUGGGGCCAAGAAGAUGGGAGAGAUUGAGAUAGCCGUUCGAUUUUCUUGCUCAUCAUGGUUGAGUCUAAUCCAAGCCUAUGGCACCCCAAUGUUGCCAAGGAUGCACUAUCUUCGCCCAUUGGGUCCAGCCCAGCAGGACAUAUUACGCCAAACGGCUAUGCGCAUAGUGACGGCCAGGCUAGCAAGGUCCGAGCCACCUUUGGGACAAGAAGUGGUUCAAUUCAUGUUGGAUACCGAUACACACGUGUGGAGCAUGAGGAAGAGCAAGGCAAAUUGGUUUAGAGUUGUGGGGUGUUUGUCACGUGCAGCAAUUUUGGCACGAUGGUUAGACGAGAUCCGCACGUGGGGGCACCCGCCGACGACCGUGCUGGUUCAUGCAUUGCUUAUAGCGGUGGUGAUGUGCCCUCAUUUAGUUCUUCCUACUGUGUUCAUGUACGUAUUCUUGAUUUUAGCUUUGAGAUUUCGUUAUCGUAUGCGGGUUCCACAUAAUGUGGACUUGAGACUCUCCUAUGUUAAUGUUGUGAGCUCUGAUGAACUUGAUGAAGAGUUCGACGGGCUUCCAACCACACGCUCACCGGACAUAAUACGUUUCCGAUAUGACCGUUUACGUGCUUUGGCGAGCCGAGCUCAAACACUGUUGGGAGAUGUGGCAGCCCAAGGGGAACGUUUAGAGGCAUUGUUUAAUUGGAAGGACCCAAGAGCUACGGGUAUAUUUGUAGUGGUGUGCCUGUUUGCCUCACUGGUAUUUUACGUGGUACCAUUCAAAGUGUUUGUAUUAGGAUCAGGGUUCUACUACAUCCGACACCCGAGGUUCAGAGGGGACAUGCCAUCGCCUCCUCUCAACUUCUUCCGACGACUACCGUCACUUUCAGAUCAAAUUAUGUAAAACACCGGUGGUGAUGCGUUUUGAAUACACGUUCUUGGUGAAUGCGGUGGAAAUGGUACUAUUGUUUUGUUUGACGGAGUUCGUUUGAACGUAUUGAAAAGGAAUAAAUGAAUGUUUUAAAAGUGGGCACUGGAAAGUGGGAAAAAGUGACCGUUGAUGU